AUGGCAGAGGAGCGGAGGGAGUCGCUGGGGGUGGAGAUGAAGGAGGUGAAGGUGGGGGUAGAGAUGAACGAGAGUGAAGGUGGAGGUGACGAUGGACAACGUGGUGGAACUGUGGUACCAUCAAAACCAUAUCAGGAUGUUGUUCUAUCUUCUGACGGACAGUUUGCGCUUUCCGGCUCCUGGGACGGAGAGCUCCGCCUCUGGGACCUUGCAGCCGGCACCUCCGCGCGCCGUUUUGUUGGACACACCAAGGACGUCCUCUCUUUGGCGUUCUCCAUUGACAAACGUCAGAUCGUGUCGGCCUCGCGUGACCGCACAAUCAAACUGUGGAAUACCCUUGGUGAAUGCAAGUACACCAUUCAAGACAGUGAUGCUCAUUCUGAUUGGGUUAGCUGUGUGCGUUUCAGCCCUAGCACUCUUCAGCCGACUAUUGUGUCUGCAUCUUGGGACCGCACUGUUAAGGUGUGGAACCUCACGAACUGCAAGCUGAGAAAUACCCUUGCUGGACACAGUGGGUAUGUGAACACUGUUGCUGUUUCUCCCGAUGGUUCUCUGUGUGCCAGUGGUGGAAAAAAUGGAGUUAUUUUGCUGUGGGAUUUGGAUGAGGGUAAGCGUCUCUACUCUCUCGAUGCUGUGGGAUUUCGCUGCCGUUUCUGCUGGGGCUGCUCUGGGGAGCGGCGGGAGCCGACUAUUGUGUCUGCAUCUUGGGACCGCACUGUUAAGGUGUGGAACCUCACGAACUGCAAGCUGAGAAAUACCCUUGCUGGACACAGUGGGUAUGUGAACACUGUUGCUGUUUCUCCCGAUGGUUCUCUGUGUGCCAGUGGUGGAAAACAUGGAGUUAUUUUGCUGUGGGAUUUGGAUGAGGGUAAGCGUCUCUACUCUCUCGAUGCUGUGGGAUUUCGCUGCCGUUUCUGCUGGGGCUGCUCUGGGGAGCGGCGGGAGGCGGAGAAAGGGGGGUGGGAUGGUAUUGGGGGAAGAAUUUGA
Vigna umbellata (rice bean) is the source of this 987-nucleotide messenger RNA. The record is from RefSeq and is a predicted model, not a curated record. NCBI's taxonomy places the organism in Eukaryota, Viridiplantae, Streptophyta, Magnoliopsida, Fabales, Fabaceae.